AUGAACGGGGAAAUACAACGAAUGCCGUCCUCGGCUCAAUUAAAGGAAAUAUUUGGCAAGUUCAACACGGAUGACUCGGACCGGCAAGAAGCAAUGGCGACAACCCGAUUCUUGUGCUCCAAGUUUAUGGGCGGAAUUUGGGCACGAGCACCCGCAAAGGCUUAUACGGUGAAGACCGUGACGGGCGGUAUGUCGAACCUGCUCUACUUCGUCGAACUGCAGCACCCCGACGAGAAGGGCGAUCAACAGGAUAUAAAAAUUCUGAUGCGGAUACAAUGCCAGGGCGGCCUUGACGAACAACUGACCGAGUCCGUCGUUUUCACGCUGCUAUCCGAGCGAGGACUUGGUCCACAGCUUCUAGGAAUCUUCCCCGGCGGCCGAUUUGAAACGUUUAUCGACUCCCGCGCCCUCACUUGCCAAGAAAUACCGAAACCAAAGUUCGCACGGUUACUUGCGCCGAUGGUUGCCCAUAUUCAUACGCUCGACGUGCCGAUAACGAAGGAGCCCCAGGCCCUCAGCCGAACCGAAGGCUGGCUGCACGAGCUCAAGUCGCUGAUCGACGACCGUAAAAUUGAGUUGACCACCAAGUUGGCGAAGGUCGACCGGAAUAGAGUUCCCGAUCACGUAACGGCCGACCAGCUCCUCGAAGAAGUGCAAUUCUACCAAAAGUUUUUGGACGUUGCCGGCAGCCCGAUCGUGUUCAGCCAUAACGACUUGCAGGAAGGGAAUUUCCUGCUCGUCAAUGGAUAUUCCGUAACCGAAGAGGGGUACAAAGAUAAGGAUGGGAAAACGGCAAACCCUAAGGAUGCAAUGGUGCUGAUCGACUACGAGUACGCGUCGUAUAAUUACAGGGGAUUCGAUCUGGGCAAUCAUCUCUGCGAAUACGCCUUCGAUUACUCAUCCGAACAGGCGCCCUACUACGCGAUACACUCUGAACGUUUCCAAGACGUCGAAGGGCGACGAGCAUUUGCCCAAUCGUACGUGGAUGAGAUUUACAGGUUGAAAGAAGCCUCAGACGAUACACAUUUCCCGAGUGACCUCGUGACAGGAAAUAGAGAAAAGGAUGUUGAAAAAGUAAUUGAGGAAUCGACCCUGUUCAUGACGCUCUCUCAUCUUUUUUGGUCGGCAUGGGCACUGGUGAAUGCAGAAAAUGCUAUUUGCCAAUUUGACUACGCUAGCUACGGCCGCGAUCGACUGGCCAUCUACUUCGACUCGAAGCACCUACUCGAAGAAUAUAUCGCCAAACAUUCA
Molecule: messenger RNA, 1251 nt
Organism: Mesorhabditis spiculigera
Lineage: Eukaryota; Metazoa; Nematoda; Chromadorea; Rhabditida; Rhabditidae
Source: the annotation of a GenBank genome assembly